This is a messenger RNA of Erigeron canadensis, 1372 nucleotides long. RefSeq names its product probable UDP-3-O-acyl-N-acetylglucosamine deacetylase 1, mitochondrial. The record is from RefSeq and is a predicted model, not a curated record. The coding region runs from base 81 to 1043 and encodes 320 amino acids. NCBI's taxonomy places the organism in Eukaryota, Viridiplantae, Streptophyta, Magnoliopsida, Asterales, Asteraceae. The transcript is spliced from 7 exons. Gene Ontology annotation, biological process: lipid A biosynthetic process.
AGUUAUAUGAACCCGUCAACUAUAAUUUGAAUGAAAAGAAGUCACGUCCUGUUCCCGCAGCCUUCCCGUUUAAUCGCCUUAUGUCACUCCGCGCCGCCGCAGUCGAAGCUUACAAAUCUUCCGAUCUUAUUUCUUGGAGAUCCACUGGCAAGCUUCAGCAAACAAUCGCCGGUUAUAUCGAGAAAACAGGAGCAACACUUCAUUCCGGCAACAGAUCAACCGUCAGGAUAUGGCCUGAGGCCGCCGGAACAGGACGGUACUUUGAUUUCUGCUCACGUUUAAUUCCAGCUUCAAUUGAUUUCGCUCAAGAUUCGCCGCUCUGUACUACACUUCGUAAAGACGGAUACAGUCUUCGAACCGUUGAACACUUGCUUUCGGCUUUGGAAGGAACCGGUGUCGAUAAUUGUCGAAUCGAAAUAGUUAGCUCUGAUCAUGAUGCAACAUCAGCUGAGGUUCCUAUCUUUGAUGGAUCGUCUUUGGAAUGGGUGGAAGCUAUUGAGAAAGUUGGGCUGACAGUUGCCGUGGAUUGCAAUGGUAGGAGUCGUGACAAAUUAGCACCAUAUAUAACUCAACCUGUUUAUGUGUCAAAAGGAGAUUCUGUUAUAGCCGCAUUCCCUUCUAAGGAAGCUAAUGUUAGUUAUGGAAUUGAUUUUCUACAGGUACCAUCUUUAGGUCUCCAAUGGUUUUCUUUGGUCUUUGGCAGUGGCACCAACUCUAUUUAUUCCAAGCAAAUAGCUCCUUCGCGAACCUUCUGCAUUUAUGAAGAGGUGGAGAAAAUGCGAAACGCAGGACUCAUCAAGGGUGGCUCUGAAGAUAAUGCUCUUGUUUUCAGUACCAGUAAAGGUUUGCUGAAUCCACCUUUGCGCUCACCCGAGGAACCGUGCAGUCACAAGAUUCUAGACUUUAUUGGUGAUGUUUCUCUCUUUGCUCGCAGUGGUAGUCAAGGGCUUCCGGUUGCAAAUAUCAUAGCUUAUAAGGCAUGUCAUCAAGGGAGGUCACACGCUGCAUGCAGAAUUUGUUCGCCGACUGUCAGGAAUUCUUGAACGACAGUGAGGAUAAGAAUCAAGAUCCUUGCCAUCUCCCUCGGUCCAUUUUUGUGUUUGUAUGUACUCAAUGUAUCCAACAUAAAUUCUAGGUCGUGCAAAGAUUAGGCUUGUACUUUCAUAGGUCGCAAAAGAACACUUCCCCAUCUUUUUUCUCAAUCUUUUGGGGAAUUUCUUCCUCACCACCAAUGUAUAUUCAAUUUUUUUUCGCCAAAUCAGUAAAUCAUGAUUAGAGGAUUUACGGAUAUGGUCAUAUGAAUAUGAAAGCAUGUAGUAUUUGCCUAUUUGGAAUAUGAUAUGCUAUGGCCGUAUGGCGAUCUCAAUUCAAA